Synchiropus splendidus (mandarinfish) is the source of this 2439-nucleotide messenger RNA. RefSeq names its product DEAD (Asp-Glu-Ala-Asp) box polypeptide 27 (gene ddx27). The transcript has 21 exons. Lineage: Eukaryota; Metazoa; Chordata; Actinopteri; Syngnathiformes; Callionymidae. The record is from RefSeq and is a predicted model, not a curated record. Gene Ontology annotation, molecular function: RNA helicase activity; ATP binding; nucleic acid binding. The coding region runs from base 132 to 2399 and encodes 755 amino acids.
GCAGAGGUUGGUCUCACAGAAGAAGUAGUGUCGCUUCCUACCGUCUGUUUCCGUCAGCACGUGUUUACCAGUGGGGAAAAACUCUCGGCGGAUUUCCUACUUUGUAAUUUGCGUCUGCAAAUUUCCUCGUCAUGUUCGAACAUCUCGGUUUGAUCGGAACCAUCGGAGAUGAUGAGCAGAGUCCAGACGAGCCGGAUUCGCAAUCGGAUUCAGAGGACCAACCCAUCAUCCUGAACCGCAAAAAGAAGUUGGGGACUCGCGGAGCUGGCGACUUCAACCUGGACUUCCAGUUUGGUGAGCAAGUUCCCGAGGAGAACCAGGACUGGGUCAUGGCCGAUGUCCUGAAGCAGCUGAAGAAAAAGAGAAGCCUGACAACCCUCGACCAGAAGAUCGAGAAGGUCCGGAAGAAAAGAAAAGCCGAAGAGAAAGCCACAGGAGAUGCUGGGAUAAAGGAGGACGAGACAGCAAGUGGAAGCCAAGAUGACGACGACGAUGACGAUGAUGAUGAUGACGAUGACGAUGAUAAUGAGGAGGAAGAUGAUGAGUUUGACUCUGGCGAUGAAAAGAUCCUGACAAAGUCCGACACACUGAGAGAAAAGGGCCGGCGAGGGAGGGGAAAGAAGGCUGCAGAGGAGGUCGCAGAGACAUUUUCUGGAGAUGCGUCUCAGUUUGAUGACAAACUGACGUUUGACGACAUGAACCUGUCUCGCCCCAUCCUGAAGGCCAUCACUGCUCUGGGCUUCAAGCAGCCCACUCCGAUCCAGAAGGCUUGUGUUCCGGUGGGUCUGCUGGGUCGAGACCUGUGUGCCUGCGCAGCCACAGGAACAGGAAAGACCGCCGCCUUCAUGCUGCCUGUGUUGGAGCGUUUGGUGUACAAACCGAAGACGUCGCAGGUGACCCGGGUGUUGGUUCUUGUUCCUACCAGAGAGCUGGGGAUCCAAGUUCACUCUGUAGCCCGUCAGCUGGCGCAGUUCACCUCCAUAACAACCUGUCUGGCUGUCGGCGGUUUGGACCUCAAGUCUCAGGAGGUGGCCUUGAGAGCAGGACCUGAUGUUCUCAUUGCAACUCCAGGUCGCCUUAUUGAUCACCUUCACAACACACCGAGCUUUGAACUGACCAACAUUGAGAUCCUGAUCCUGGAUGAGGCUGACAGGAUGUUGGAUGAAUAUUUUGAAGAGCAGAUGAAGGAGAUUAUUAGACUAUGUUCAUACAACCGACAGACCAUGUUGUUUUCAGCUACAAUGACAGAGGAGGUGAAGGAUCUGGCUGCCGUCUCUCUGAAGGAGCCAAUCAGAAUCUUUGUCAACAGUAACACCGACGUGGCACCGUACCUGCGGCAGGAAUUUGUGAGAAUCCGAGCCAACAGAGAAGGAGACCGGGAGGCGGUGGUGGCAGCUUUGCUCACCAGGACCUUCCAGGAUCACGUGAUGGUGUUCACCCAGACCAGGAAACAAGCUCACAGGCUGCACAUCCUGCUGGGACUGAUGGGCCUGAAGGUGGGAGAACUGCAUGGAGAACUGAGUCAGAACCAGAGACUGGAGAACCUCAGACGAUUCAAAGAUGAUGAGAUCGACAUCCUGGUGGCCACGGAUGUAGCAGCUCGUGGGCUGGACAUCGAUGGCGUGAAGACUGUGAUCAACUUCACGAUGCCGUCAACAGUGAAACACUACGUCCAUCGCGUCGGUCGCACGGCCAGGGCGGGUCGGUCUGGACGCUCCGUGUCUCUGGUGGGUGAGUCGGAGAGGAAGAUGUUGAAGGAGGUGGUGAAGUCUGCGAAGAGCAGCGUCAAAGCUCGAGUGCUGCCAGCUGAAGUGGUAUUGAAGUUUCGAGACUUGAUUUCAAAACUGGAGACAGAUGUUGAAGCUGUGGUAAAGCUGGAGCGAGAAGAACGAGAGCUGGCUGCUUCUGAGGCCAAGUUGAGCGUCGCACAAAAGCGCCUGAAUGGUACAACCUCAUCUGAGUCCCAGAGAGUUUGGUUUCAAACGCAACAGGAACGAAAACAGAGUCGGGUGUCGAAGGCACUGCAGGAGUUCGACCUAGCUCUCAGGGGAAAGAAGAAGAGAGAGAAGUUUCUUAAAGACGGCAGGAAAAAGAAAGAUCUGACUGCAGAGGACCGCGCCCAGUUCGAGAUUCUGAAGGCUCAGAUGUUUGCAGAGCGAGCCGCUAAGAGAGAGCGACGGGCAAAGAGAGCACGAGUCAUGCCAGAGGAGGAGCCAGUUCAGAAGAAAGCGAACAAGAAGACAGGAAGCGCAGGACGUGCUAAGUCGUCGUUUGACAAAGAGCUGACCAACACGAGUAAGAAGAACCUGAAGAACUACAGAGCAGGGCCGUCCUUCAUGGACAGGAAGCGUCUGGGACUGGACAGGAAGCGCGGCGGCAGCAGGUUCAAAAGGAAGUGAAGCAGAAUGUCAUUGGUCAAUAAAGUUGUGUUUGAAAUGA